AUGUGGAACAAGCCAAUUGAGCCUGGCUCAAUCCCCUCGAUAGUGACACAAAUUACAUUUGGCGAACGGUUUAACCAACAUAUCCCACUUGGAGCAUUACCACCAUCCUUGACAGCACUGAAAUUUGGACACUCUUUCAAUCGACCAAUUGCCCCUGGAGCCAUUCCAUCGUCUGUCACCAAAUUGAAGUUUGGAAAUAUGUUUGACCAAGUAAUCAUUCCUGGAUGCCUCCCUUCUGGGCUCAAAUCUCUGGACUUUGGUGAUUGCUUCGAUACUCAGCUCCCAGUUGGCUGCUUGCCUCCCUCCUUGGAAUCAUUGUUUCUUUAUUAUGCCAUAUAUAACCACCCAAUCCUUCCUGGACUCUUGCCCAUGUCCCUAACUCAACUUGCACUCCCCCAUCACAAACAUGAGAUCCAGCCCGGAGUUAUCCCAUCCUCAGUAACCUCUUUAUGGCUCGAUACCAAAUUAAUUCUCUCCCAGGGAGUUAUACCCGACUCAGUAUUGAAGUUAUGUUUUCAUUUAGGACCUCAUUCCACCUCAUUAUAUAUUCCGUCAUCUGUUACUGAUCUUUCGCUUCAAUACCCAGAAUUCUUCAGGGCUCCUAAAAGUGGAUAUAAAUGGAUACCCAUACCCUUGACAGUGAAGCGUUUAGUAAUAUCAUGUAGCCAACCAAUCACUCCUGGAUCAAUUCCACAAUCAGUCACCAAACUAAAGAUCAUUGGUGGGUACAAUCUCCCUAUCAUGCCCAUGGUUAUUCCGUUAUCGGUUACAUCAUUAGCAUUUGGAGAUUCAUUCACCCAACCAAUCAGGUCUGGGGACAUUCCAUCGACAGUCACAAAGUUGUCAGUUGGAUUCAAUCUCAAACGGUUGCUGACACCCAAUAAUGUUCAGUCAUCCUACCAAAGCUAUUGGAAUGGGGACACACCCCAACGUCAUCUUGGUGAUCUGAUCAACGCUACAUCAAUUGACUACUUGAUAAUCAAUCAAACAAUAUGUCAAGUAGGUUUUUCAGCCAAACCAUCCGAUCAAACAAGGAAAGUCAACACUGUUAGAAUUGUAAUCCCUGACCCUGAGACCGGAAUUCCCUUUGAGGAACGCAAAGUCAAGACUCUACCAUCUGCAUCCAGCCUUUUUAAUAAGUUCAAGGCUAAAUAUGACUUGAGGUGUUACUUUGGUAUUGCUCACAACAACAUAUACAUAUUUGAUUUUGGUCGAAUUGGAACAACAUCAGUGCAUUGCAGACAACUGGACAAUCAAUCAAUCUUGGUAGAUUGUGCGGAUUAUUUUGGAUCGGUCUCACUUAACAAU
Molecule: messenger RNA, 1308 nt
Organism: Acytostelium subglobosum LB1
Lineage: Eukaryota; Evosea; Eumycetozoa; Acytosteliales; Acytosteliaceae
Exons: 1
Source: RefSeq, a predicted model, not a curated record